AUGUCUGACACUGGCCGCCAAUCUUUCACCGACAAGGCUAGCUCCGCUGCUAAGCCCGACUCCCAGAAGUCUAUGACCGAGCAACUCGGUGACACUUUCAAGGGUGUCUCCGACAGCAUCGCCUCUACCUUCCAGCCUGAGAGCGAGAAGUCUACCUCCCAGAAGGCUGGAGACGCCCUUUCCGGCAACUCGAAUGAGAACCAGGACUCGCUCGCCAACAAGGCGAAGGAGGCCAUGGGUCAGAAGUAG
Messenger RNA from Stereum hirsutum FP-91666 SS1, 249 nucleotides. RefSeq lists its product as uncharacterized. Lineage: Eukaryota; Fungi; Basidiomycota; Agaricomycetes; Russulales; Stereaceae. The record is from RefSeq and is a predicted model, not a curated record. The coding region runs from base 1 to 249 and encodes 82 amino acids. The transcript is spliced from 6 exons.